GUUAAAGUGUUAACAAGUAUGGAAGCAGCGGAAGGUGCAGAAGGAGAGACGGUGUGCGUGACUGGUGCAGCUGGGUUCAUAGGCUCAUGGCUAAUCAUGAGACUCCUCGAGCGUGGUUACGCGGUUCGAGCCACAGUCCGGGACCCUGGGAAUAUGAAGAAGGUGAAGACUUUGUUGGAUUUGCCGAACGCAAAGACAAAGCUGAGUUUGUGGAAGGCAGACCUCGAUGAUGAGGGAAGCUUUGAUGAAGCCAUUCAGGGCUGCACCGGUGUCUUUCAUGUUGCCACUCCCAUGGAUUUUGAGUCCAAAGACCCCGAGAAUGAAGUAAUAAAACCGACAAUAAAGGGAGUGUUAGGGAUCAUGAAAGCAUGCUUGAAGGCAAAAACUGUACGACGAUUAGUCUUUACAUCAUCUGCCGGAACUGUUAGCAUGCGAGAGCAGAAACAGACUGUCUACGACGAAACUUGCUGGACUGACAUUCAUUUCUGCCGCGCCAAAAUGAUGACUGGAUGGAUGUACUUUGUAUCGAAGACGCUGGCAGAGCAAGAAGCAUGGAAAUUUGCCGAGGAUAACAAUCUUGAUUUCAUCAGUAUCAUACCCACUUUAGUAGUCGGUUCAUUUCUUAUACCCUCGAUGCCUCCUAGCCUCAUUACUGCACUUUCUCCUGUCACUAGAAAUGAAGCUCAUUAUUCGAUUAUGAGGCAAUGUCAGUUUGUGCACUUGGAUGAUCUAUGCAAUGCUCAUAUAUACUUGUAUGAGAAUCCAAAGGCUGAGGGCCGGUACAUUUGCUCUUCUCAUGAAGCCACCAUUCUUGAGGUUGCAAAAUUCCUACAACAAAAAUACCCAGACUACAAUGUUCCUACCAAGUUUGAUGGUGUUGACGAGAAGUUGGAGAAUGUCGUGUUCUCGUCCAAGAAGCUCAGAGAUUUAGGGUUCGAGUUCAAGUACAACUUAGAGGAUAUGUAUGUGGAGGCUAUUGAAACAUGUCGCAAAAAGGGUUUGCUUCCUGGUUAA
This is a messenger RNA of Carica papaya (papaya), 1014 nucleotides long. RefSeq names its product dihydroflavonol 4-reductase. Gene Ontology annotation, biological process: anthocyanin-containing compound biosynthetic process. Gene Ontology annotation, molecular function: dihydroflavanol 4-reductase activity. NCBI's taxonomy places the organism in Eukaryota, Viridiplantae, Streptophyta, Magnoliopsida, Brassicales, Caricaceae. The record is from RefSeq and is a predicted model, not a curated record.